Messenger RNA from Diabrotica balteata, 951 nucleotides. NCBI's taxonomy places the organism in Eukaryota, Metazoa, Arthropoda, Insecta, Coleoptera, Chrysomelidae. The record is from the annotation of a GenBank genome assembly.
AUGGUCUUAACAUUACCAUUUGUUAUGAAAAGAUCUCUAGAAAAUAUUACAGGAUUUUUAGAAGCUACGUCAUUAACUACACAGGUAACAUCUAAGUUGAUUGCUGUAACAAUUUACAGAAAAGAAUUAUUAGAACUAGUAGAUAUACGAAAACUAUAUUGGUCAAGAAACAAAUACGGAGAAAGCUUAAUAAAAAGAGAAAUGAAAGUUCUUUCUGUAGUUGCAAAACUAUACAUAGUUUUCACCGUAUGUACUUUACUUACAAAUAUACUAGUAGAAAGUAAACCAUUUUUUGUACACGAACUACCAUCUGCGAGCUGGAUUCCACCCAUCAAACAUGGAUUUCUGAUUGUUUGGUUUUUGCAGUGUGAAAGCCAAACAUUUCUGUGCAACCUUCUCUAUGGAUACGAUUUUAUUUUUAUGCUCACAGCAAUAGAGUUGACAAUACAGUUUAAGAUACUUAAUCAAGCUUUUAAGAAUAUGAAAACGAAACAUGAUAUGUUAGAAUGUAUUUACCACCAUCGAUUGCUUUUAAAAUUGGUAAAUAAAAUGAAGAAACCAUACUCGAUGGUGUUUUUGUUCGAAUUUCUACAAUCUACAAUCGCAAUAUCUAUGCAGCUGAUUCUUGUUACUCAACAAGAAGCAGACGCAUCAUUAAAAAUAAAGGGUUGUACAUUUACAAUAAUUAUGUUGUUACAAUUGGCAAUAUUCUCUUUCCCUUCUUCAUUUCUACAAGAUGAGGCAGAAAACUGUGCUUACGCAAUAUUUGAAUCUAAAUGGUAUGAUAAUCAUGAAACAUUAAAAAAAGAUACACUUUUCUUAAUGCUCGAAGCACAAAGAGAAAUUUCUAUAGAUGCACUAGGAUUUUUCCAGGUUGGCCGAAAAGCAUAUGUCACGGUUUGUCGAUCAGUAUAUUCUAUCUAUGCACUUCUCUUAACUGUAAAUCAUUAA